This is a messenger RNA of Tachyglossus aculeatus (Australian echidna), 2601 nucleotides long. It is a transcript of the gene AFAP1L1, whose product is annotated as actin filament associated protein 1 like 1. The coding region runs from base 52 to 2349 and encodes 765 amino acids. Gene Ontology annotation, molecular function: SH3 domain binding. The record is from RefSeq and is a predicted model, not a curated record. The transcript is spliced from 19 exons. Gene Ontology annotation, cellular component: cytosol. NCBI's taxonomy places the organism in Eukaryota, Metazoa, Chordata, Mammalia, Monotremata, Tachyglossidae.
GGUGGAAGGAGCCCAGCGGCCGGACGCCCUCGCCCCCCGCGACCCCCGACCAUGGACAGGACGAGCGUGCUGGAGCUCCUCCUCCCGGAACUCGGACUACUGCUCCAGCUGCUGGACGGUGAGGACCUGAGCCCCGCGGCCUUGGAGAAGAAGGCGGCUGUGUCUGCCAUUCUACAGAGGACGCAGCCUCUACCUGGGAAGGAGAGCGCUCAUCUGUACCUGAACACUGCAGACCUGCACAAUGGCCCCAGCUUCGUGGAGUCCCUGUUUGACGAGUUUGACUGUGACCUGGGAGAUCUCCGGGACACGCCCGAAGAUGACGGCGAAGAAACGAACUCCGAGUCAGCAAAGAGCCAUGAGCUCAGAAAUGUGUCCCGGGAGCCCCCACCGCCCCUCCCCACGACGCCCCCACCCGAAGACUACUAUGAGGAAGCCCUCCCGCUGGGCCCCGGCAAAGCUCCCGAGUACAUCACUGCCCAGAAUGGCAUGAGCCCCCCCAACUCGCUCGAGGAUGGAUACUAUGAAGAUGCAGACAGCAACUACCCGGGAACCCAGAUGAAUGGGGAGCCGAAAAGCUCGUACAAUGACUCGGACGCGAUGAGCAGCUCCUACGAAUCGUACGAUGACGAGGAGGAGGAGGACAAGGGUCGGCAGCCAGCCCACCAGUGGCCGUCAGAGGAGGCCUCCCUGCACCUGGUGAAGGACAGCAGGAUAUGUGCCUUCCUGCUGCGGAAAAAGCGCUUUGGGCAGUGGGCCAGGCAGCUGGCUGUCAUCAGGGAAGACAAGCUGAUGUGUUACAAGAGCUCCAAGGACCGCCGGCCGCACCUGGAGCUGGCUCUGGGCACCUGCAAUGUCCUCUACGUCCCCAAGGAUGGGCGCCGCAAGAGGCAUGAACUUCGCUUCUCCCCGCCAGGCGCUGAGGCCCUGGUCCUCGCCGUGCAGAGCAAGGAGCAGGCCGACGAGUGGCUCAAGGUGAUCAGGGAAGUGAGCAGCCCUGGAGGAGCCGGGGGGUCCGAGUCGCCUUCGUCCCCACUGCUGCCCUGCAGGCUGGAUGCAGACAAGCGGCUCUCCCAGGAGAGACAGACCUCGGAUUCAGACAGCGUCGGUGUAGGGGAUGGCUGUUCCCCAGUCAGCUGGAGAGAGACGGGAGAGCACGCCAGGGGGAAGAAGAGCGGUCUGGCAGAGCUGAAGGGGUCGGUGAGUAGGGCUGCGGGAAGAAAGAUCAACCGCAUCAUCAGCUUCUCCAAGAAGAAGCCGCCGGCAGAAGGCACGCACACCUCAUCCGCGGAGGAGGACCUGCUGGGCUGCGGCUCCCUGCGCGUGCUGUCCCGUCAGUGCUGGCGGGAGCGCUGGUGCCGCAUCCAAGCUCACACCCUCUUCGUGCACAAGGACCGGGCGGACCUGCGGAGCCCCCUGGACACCCUGGAUCUGCGCGGCUGCCGGCUCGCCCCGGGCUUCGGCCACCAGCAUCCGUUUGCCUUCCGCAUCCUCCGUGGCCAGCGGGAGCUCGCCGUGCUGGAGGCAAACAGCUCAGAGGACAUGGGCCGCUGGCUGGGGCUGCUGCUGGUAGCGACGGGCUCCCCGGAGACCCCCGAGGCCCUGCACUACGACUACGUGGAUGUGGAGACCCUAGCCAGCAUCGUCACUGCCAGCCGCCACUCCUUCCUGUUUGCCAGCUCCUGCCCGGAUAGGUGGGUUGAACCCCGAGUCUAUGAUGAAGUUCCCUAUGAGAAACUGCAGGCGGAGGACCCGCAGCGCCCAGCAGGGGCCCAGGUGAAGAGACACGCCUCCUCCUGCAGUGAGAAGUCACGCCGGGUGGAUCCCCAGGUCAAGGUCAAACGUCAUGCUUCCAGCGCUCAGCAGUAUCGUUACGGCAAGAACCGGGCCGAGGAGGACGCUCGCCGCUUCCUGGUGGAGAAGGAGAAGCUGGAAGGGGAGAAGCGAUCGAUCCGGGAUGAACUGGGGUCGCUGCGGAGGGAGAAGCGGGAGGUGAAGGAGGCCAUGAAGACCAGCUCAGGGAAGAGGCUGGAAACGUUGGAGCAGCGGGCGGCGGCGUUGGAGGCCGAAUGUCGGGAGCGGGAGGAGAGACGCAUCGACCUGGAACUGCGGCUGACCGCCGUCAAGGAAAGCCUCAAGCAGAGCCUGGCCGGAGGCCCCGCCCUGGGCCUGGCGGUCACCGGGAAGGCCAAGAGCUCGGAUGCCGGGAGCAAGCCCAGCUGCGGCUCCAGUGAACCAGCAGUCCCGGUCAACUGUGCUUCCGAGCUGAGGAAGAGGAGGCCGUCCAUUGCAGCCGCCAGCAAAGGGAAAGUCUUGCAGAGAGCAAAGGAGUGGGAGAUGAAGAAAACCUAAUUGGAUGUUUUCCAGCACUCGCCCUCCGAAGAGACCCCCCACUCCAUCACCUGCCCCCUGCUUGGAGAUGUUGGAGAGACUGGACACUCCCUGGAGAUGGGGCAGAGCACAGAUCCUAACUCCACUCAUAUACAUGCACUCACACACACACACACACACGCUCCUCCAACACCCCCUCUCAGGGACUACGAGGGCCUAUCAGGGGCUAUCGGGGUGUGGUCUGGGGGAGACAGGCUUGGGAGAGGAGGGAGC